This is a messenger RNA of Sardina pilchardus (European sardine), 2286 nucleotides long. RefSeq names its product lipid droplet associated hydrolase (gene ldah). Lineage: Eukaryota; Metazoa; Chordata; Actinopteri; Clupeiformes; Clupeidae. Gene Ontology annotation, biological process: lipid storage. Gene Ontology annotation, cellular component: lipid droplet. Gene Ontology annotation, molecular function: lipase activity. The record is from RefSeq and is a predicted model, not a curated record.
CUGAUGCUGACAACAACCCCUGGCCGAAUUUGUAAUGCAUUAGGUGGAAGUUCACUGACAGUUCUUGAAUGCCACUUAAUUUCAUACAUUUUGGACCAAUUCACAUUUGUAGCCUAGCCGGAGAUGGGGACUGCUGAGGAGGACAUGGAUAAGCCAGCUGUGGAGCACAUCUACUGCUGCGGAGCCGUCACCGAGGUGCUGAAGUUCGGAGCCGGAGACCUGCGGCGUGGUGGUCCCAGGCUGCUCUUCCUGGUCAUUCCAGCCCCCCGAUGAGCUGGACAUGGUGGAGGAGCCGUCGGUGACCGAGGCCAGCGACGUGUUUGGUCUGAAUGGGCAGAUUGAGCACAAGCUGUGGUUCCUGAGGGAGCACGUGUCCCGAGACACACGGCUGGUGCUGAUUGGACACUCCAUCGGCUGCUACAUCAUCCUGGACAUGAUGAAGAGGGACCCCGGCCUGCAGGUGCUGAAGUCGGUGCUGCUGUUCCCCACCAUAGAGCGCAUGGCGGCGACCCCCCAGGGCAAGGUCAUGACCCCGGUGCUGUGCCACCUGCGCUACGUGGCGUACGUGCCCAUCUUCCUGCUGUCGCUGCUGCCCGAGAGCCUGAAGGCCUGCGCCGUGCGCUGGGUACUGGGGGGCCUGCGUGCCCUCGACCACGCCACCAUACCCGCUACAGUUAGCCUCAUCAGUGUGGACUGUGCAGCUAACGCCAUGUACAUGGGCAGCCAGGAGAUGAGGAUGGUGCUGGGGAGAGAGAACGCAACGAUCCGGCAAAACCUCAACAAGCUUAUAUUCUACUACGGAGCGACUGACCACUGGUGCCCGGUGCAGUAUUACCACGAUUUAAAAAGAGACUUUCCCACCGGAGACAUCCGCCUGUGUGAGAACGGACUUCGUCACGCCUUUGUUCUGGAUGCGGGAAAGAAAAUGGCCGACAUGGUCACUGAUUGGCUCCAGACUGACCUCAAGGACCUAUAGCGUUGCUAUGCCGAUUAUACAGUAGGAUAUUCUACAUUCUACAUUCUACAUUGAUUCAACAGUGCUCUUUUGUGGUAACACUGAAUAUUACAAAUCUCUUGUUACAUUGUAAUUGUACCAUUGAAUACAGUGUAAUUUUGAUACUCUGGACUUGAGGUACAUACCCUGACUCUAACUGUAACCAUAGUUUGGUGUUAGUAGCUGGAAGCCUACUCUUAGUUCGAUGCUAUUAUAAAAGUACAGUGUGCUGCUGGAUACAUUACACCAUUACAUUGUGACAGUGGCUGUGUAAUAUGAAGCCGUGAAAUCAAUUCUUUUUUUUUUUUUUUUACUAUUAACAUGAACGUUUACCAUGCACAUGUAGCCUUUCAGUCCCAGUGGAGAUGGUGCUCCAUUCUGUUUCCACGGAAAUGACUUGUGUGAGAAUGUGCUUUUUGUUUUUGAACAACUUGACACAACAACAGCCUGGUCCAGUACAGCACAGCACAGCACAGCACAGCACAGCACAGCCCAGCACAGCACAUCCAGGCUGAGUUUGAGCUGGUCCUUAUGUGUGGAGAUGGCGCUGGUGGUGGACACAUGCAGCAGGCUCACAGAGCUCUGUCUCCCACACUACCGCAAGCAGCACACGCUGGUCCCUUUAAGGGCUUAAACUUUCCAACCAUCAGGCAACACAGCACACACUGUUGGGUUAACAGCUUAAGUUCAUGGCUAAGAAUUAAAGCCUUUGUGAAUCAUAAAUUAUGAGCAUCAAAGUUCUAAGAGUCAUUAAUUUGAACUCCUCUGACAGGUUUAAAUGUAGGCAAAUGGCCAUUUACGUAGUCAUUUGGCUGUUUUUUUCUCCCUCUCCCUUUUUUUUUAACUUUGUUUUUUCCAAUACUUGCAUUUGUCCAGAAAAGCCCAUGAAAAGCCAUGGAAAUGUGAUAAUCAUAUGAAAGGCACACUGUGCGGUUUUGAACACAGCUUGACACAAGUCAUUUCCUCAGGGUUAAAAUGGUGGUCACCGUUUACAACCUGUGGCCUUCAUGUGAACCCCUACCCUCAAGUCUGUUGGUUAAAAAUACAUCUCCAGCCUUUUUAUGGUCAAAUAAAAAGAGAAAGGGGCUCAUAUUAAGCUAGCCGUGUGUGUGUCUUGGAAGUGAUGAUAGAUUUUCUGUGACACUGUAGCUGCCAAAUUUACUUAAACCCCUAACAUUUUUGAGGAGCAAAAGUAUGAAUUAUGAGCACUUGUAUGUACAGUAUAUGUUGUACCUGAUUAAAACUGUACAAAAUAUUUAAGAUGUCAUAUAUAUGUGGUUAUUAAACAUUUU